This is a messenger RNA of Cydia strobilella, 372 nucleotides long. RefSeq lists its product as uncharacterized. The transcript is spliced from 3 exons. The coding region runs from base 18 to 356 and encodes 112 amino acids. The record is from RefSeq and is a predicted model, not a curated record. NCBI's taxonomy places the organism in Eukaryota, Metazoa, Arthropoda, Insecta, Lepidoptera, Tortricidae.
CCAAUUACGUUUUCACCAUGGCACCACUGAGGUGUGUAACUAUAUUAUUGGGACUUGUACUUUAUAUUGAGGCGCAGACAAAUACAACGGAUUUAAAUAGGCCCGUGAGCAGCAACGACACUGAGCGGCCCGCGCCUCAUUACGUGCUACCAGCGCUUCGUCGAGCGGUGCUUAUUCUGCAAACUGACAACAACACGUCCCUAAGAUCUUCAGAUUAUAACUCUCUAAAAUAUAUAGAAUACGACGACGAUGGCGCCUUGUUGAAUGAAGUUUUUAUGUAUAACUUAAAAGACGUCGCCAAUUUCUUCGAAGUAUAUCUCGGCACUAGAAUAUGUUAUAAUGUUUGCAACAGUUAAUAAAUAAUCAUUCUGU